This is a messenger RNA of Nerophis lumbriciformis (worm pipefish), 4738 nucleotides long. Lineage: Eukaryota; Metazoa; Chordata; Actinopteri; Syngnathiformes; Syngnathidae. The record is from RefSeq and is a predicted model, not a curated record.
UCUACUGUAAUAUAUAUAUAAAAAAAUAUAUAUAUGUAUAUAUUAUUUAACGAAUAUAUACUGUAGAUUUACAAUAUAUCAAGAAGGUGCGUAAUGGGAACUAAAACAAUCUAAAAAAUGUUUGUAAUUAAUACAAAUAAUUAAAAAAAAAAAGUGUCCCUUCAAAGUAAUGUGUAAUCUAAUUUGUAACUAAUUGUAACCAUUUGUCAAAAAGUAUUACAAUUAUGUGAAAUAAUAAAAAGUCAUAAAAAAUGACACAAAGACAAGUAAUAAAUAACACAGUUCUUAAACAACUUGUAAAAAUACUUGUUUGAUGUAAAUGAUUUGUAAUAAUUACACUACCUUAGUUAUCCAUCCAUCCAUCUUCUUCCGCUUAUCCGAGGUCGGGUCGCGGGGGCAGCAGCCUAAGCAGGGAAGCCCAGACUUCCCUCUCCCCAGCCACUUGGUCCAGCUCCUCCCGGUUAUUCUAGUUAUAUUUGUUAUUUUGAGCCACGUGGCUCACAUGGUUGAAACAACUUGAUGGUUCCUGGUACCAAUCCAGCUUCCACCGUCCGAGUCACUGCCGUUGUGUCCUUGGGCAUCAAACUUCACCCACCCGGCUCCCAGUGCCACACACACUAGUCUAUGAAUAUGAAUGAAUGUUUGGCGUAUGAAUGUGGAUUAUGUUUACGUUACAGUCUACAACUUGUGUGUGUGUAUACUAGCGGCCCCAAAGACAACAAUAAUGGAUUACAGAUACUGUAAGUGUUCACUCCAUUUAUUUUAUUUUGCUAUAGAUAGCUCAAAAUGUUAAUGAACAGCUUUUCACCAUGCUUUUGUAAUUAUAGAUGUAUAACUAUACAGCAUUUUAAAACGUUAAUUAAGGGAAAAAAAUCUUGAGAAAAUUAAAUACAAUAUUAGAGCAUGUCAACAAUAAUAAAACAUUGACUAGAUAAGAAAUCAAUAAAUGAAACAAAGCCUUUGGUACAUAUUGGGGAGGUUUACACUGUACAAUUUGACACAGAGGGUUUUUUUCUCUUCUUCUUGUGUUUGUAAAUUCCUAAACUGGAAAAGCUGAAAAUGACUCACAGGUUUGAUCUUCAUGGCCGUGGUGACAGCUGAAGACCUACUCUUAACUGGUAUGUUAUAUUAUGAAUAUAAUAGUAUAGUAUUAUAUUAGCCUUUUUACAUGAAGUUGUGUUAUAUAUAUAUUGAUGUACAGUAAAACUGUCCAAUGUGAUGACUUUUACUGCCAAGCAGGUUUUCAAGCAAUGCAGCACAAAUCUGUGAGGGUUCAUUUAAAACAUUCUUUGACAUUAAACUUAAAAAUUAAGGUAAAGUUAAAUGUCAAAUUUUUUUGCUGUGACGGAGGUGCAAGCUCAUGUAGGAGAACCCGUUUGAUAAACAUCAGAAUGCCUGGAAUGGUUCAAGCUUUGUCUUGACUCACCUCUAAGUUGGACGUUUGAUUCUGGGCUGGUCGUCAGCGUCAGCGUCAUGGACGAGACCGAGCCCCUGCUGGCCGCCAGGUCGGACGAGCAAAGACCCAGCCGCAAUGGCCGCUGCGGGUGGAGUCUUGGCGCUCCCAACAUGGACUCCGAGCUGGUGGACGACCUGAGACGCAGGCUCAAGUACUUCUUCAUGAACCCGUGCCAGAAGUACAAAGCCAGGGGUCGCAAACCCUGGAAGCUGAUGUUGCAAAUACUAAAAAUCGUCAUCAUCACCGCCCAGCUGGUCUCCUUUGGACUGAGCAACGAGAUGAUGGUCACGUUCAAGGACGAGAACUUGAUGACGUUCCGCAACAUCUUUCUCAAAGGAUACAAGGACCACCAGCUGGGAGGUCACGUUCUGUACACAAAAGCAGACGUCUAUGAGCACAUACGCUACGUCAUCGACAGAUACGCCCGACUUCAGAACCUAACCAUUGGCAACCUGGCAUACGAGAGGACCGAGGGCAAGUACACGCCUCUGAUUGUCUGCCAGGAGUUCUACAGGAACAGCAACAUUGACCUCCAGAACAAGACCUUCUACAUCGAUCCACACAUCGAUACAGAUUGUUUUUCCAUCUAUCCUGUGCAGUCUUUGGAAAACAUCAGUUUGGCCACACCUCUCAACUUCUCUUUGGACUUCAGGAGGCUGCUGUCAGUUCAUGUUUCUUUUACUCUGAAAAGCAUCAAUCUGCAGGCUGUCAGACACCACCAGCUUCCAGACUGUUUCGUCUUCCAUGUCGUGAUCACCUUUAAUAACCGCGCUCACAGUGGCAACAUAAAGGUGGCAGUUAAGAAUGACGUCGCCAUCAACCAAUGCAGAGACUGGAUUGUGGAGGGAACGUGCGGGAAGAAGGACUACUGGCUGCUCUUCUUCGACACGGCCGUCAUCCUCGCCUGCUUCACCUCGCUCAUUCUCUGCCUGCGUUCUGUCGUCAAUGGCAUCCGGCUCCAGUUUGAGUUCAGCACCUUCUUCCACACCCACUACAAUAAAAGGGUGAGGAUGUCAGAGCGCAUGGAGUUUGUGAACGGCUGGUACAUUCUCAUCAUCGUCAGCGACACUCUCACCAUCGCAGGUUCGGCCUUCAAGAUCGGAAUACAGACCAAGUUGUUGACGAGUUACGACGUGUGCAGCAUCCUCCUGGGCACAGCCACCAUGCUGGUCUGGGUGGGCGUGUUGCGUUACCUUGGCUUUUUCAAGAAAUAUAACAUCCUAAUUUUGACUUUGAGGGCAGCUUUUCCUAAUGUGAUCCGCUUCUGCUGUUGUGCCGCCAUGAUCUACCUGGGCUACUGUUUCUGUGGCUGGAUCGUGCUUGGACCGUACCACGACAAAUUCCGAACGCUGGACAAGGUGACAGAGUGUCUCUUCUCGCUCAUCAACGGCGACGACAUGUACGCCACCUUCAUGAAGCUGAGGAAGGACGGCUACAUGGUGUGGCUCUUCUCCCGGCUCUACCUGUACUCCUUCAUCUCUCUCUUCAUCUACAUGGUGCUGAGCCUCUUCAUCGCUCUCAUCACUGACACCUACGAGACCAUCAAGCAUCACCAGCAGGAGAAAGUGCCGGCGUCUCAGCUGCAGGCUUUCAUAGCUCAGUGCAGAGACCAGCCCAAGUCUGGAAGAUUUAUGAGUGAGCAGGCAGCACAAUCCUGCUGCCUCUUUUCUUGCCUUUCUUGUGGCUUUCCUGAAAAAAUGUGACCUCGGAUGUAUUCAAUUCCCAUCUCUUGUGUUAUGUUUUUGAUAUCAUGUCUGCAAACAUGCAUAUUACAACUCAACUACUGGCUAACUAUUUUGUUUGUCAACAAAAGAAACAAUCACUUUCCUAAAUAUAGUGUUCGGUGACGGACCCUGAAGACCUGGACUCAGUCCCCUCAACCUCGUGUUCGUUUGAUCGGAGGGAGAAGGAACUUGCCAGACAUUCGUAUCAGCAAAAAAAGACCUAUACCUAUCGAGGCUCUCCCAGUUCUUGUCUUCUAGCCAGUUGGGGGAAUUUUACAGCUUUUAAUGACCUCAUCUGUCUCUUUUUUUGGAUGACUUCACAAGUCUUAUCUGGUGAUUUUUGAUUUGAUCAGUGACUCAACAAGGUCCAUGGCAAUCCUUAAAUGCCGUCUAAAUCAUAACAAUAGACAUAGCAAAUUUGUAUUAUUGUAAAUCUGCAUAAAUCAAUAUCCAUCAUACAAUAAUACGGAAACAAUGGCUAGAUCAGUGGUUCUUAACCUUGUUGGAAGUAGCGAACUCCACCACUUUCAUAUGCGCAUUCACCCAACCCUUCUUUAGUGAAAAAUAAAAUGUUUUUUUUUUUUUUCAAAUUCAAGACAAAGUUAUAUAUUUUUGGUAACACUUUAGUAUGUGGAACAUAUUCUAAGUAACAAAGACUUAAUUAAGAGUUAUUUGGUUAGGGUUAGGGCCAGGGUUAGAAGGUAAGGGUUAUAAUAAGGCCAUGUCGAAUAAGGCAUUAAUAAGUACUUAAUAAUGACUAGUUAAGAGCCAAUAUGUUACUAAUUUGCAUGUUAAUAAGCAACUAAUUAAUGGUGAAUAUGUUCCCACCAUGUUUUAUUACUGGUGCACAAAAUGAAGCGUGCAUGAACAUCACCUUGUUCAAAGAACAAAAGCAACACAGUGCAUAAACUCACAACAAAUGACACACCUGCAAAUCAGUCUGACUUCUGCUGUUGCCGGAUCUGUAAUACGCCGAUAGGGAGAAGUUUUUAUUUACACGAUGAGUCGAGUGUGUUUUGACCUUUGCUGAACCCCUGAGGCCGACUCACCGAACCCCUAGGGUUCCAUCCAACCCAGGUUAAGAACCACUGGGCUAGAUGUUGAUAGUCCAACUCAUGGUUUACACAAGUGGUUUUAGUUUAUUUGGAGCAUCACGUAUUUCCAGUUUCUCAUUACAACAUGUCCAAAAAGAAGUAGGAAGAAGCAGAGUUUAUAGAUGAAACUGUAAUUACAUUAGAUAGUGAUGAGCCGUCAGGACCAGCAAGAUCAUCAUCAUAAUCAAAAAAUGAAGUAAGUUUUAAUUUAUGUUCCCUAAAUAUGUGAAAGUAUUCAUAUUGUCUUCAUGUCAUGAAAGAAAUGGAAAAAGCAAAAAUAAAAAUAACUGGGUGGAAUGUGAAGGAUGUUUAAUAUCUUUAAUGUUAAUUACAUAUAAUGCUAGCAUACACAUACACCAAAUGAAAUGAUAUUAUUGAUCAAUAUUCUGCAUGCUAAGUAUAUCAUUAGGUAGAACUGUCAAUUGUUCGUUUUCAAGUAACAAUUUGCUUGUGAAAUACAUCUA